Molecule: messenger RNA, 2715 nt
Organism: Fraxinus pennsylvanica
Lineage: Eukaryota; Viridiplantae; Streptophyta; Magnoliopsida; Lamiales; Oleaceae
Source: the annotation of a GenBank genome assembly
AUGGCAGCCAAAUUCCUGUCCCUGGCGUGCAUAAGAGAUGAGACUGGAGGCUUAUCGCCGAAGCCACACUAUCCAUCAAUGCCCAAGUAUCCAAAGGGCAUAAACGUGUCUUCUGAUGAAGAAAAAAGCAUGCAAGAAUCGGAAGCCAAGGCUUUAUUCUCAGUCAUCGGCAUGUCGUGUUCUGCCUGCGCUGGAUCGGUCGAAAAGGCAGUCAAGAGGCUUCCCGGAAUCAAAGAGGCGGUGGUUGAUGUGUUGAAUAACAGAGCCUUGGUCAUGUUUCAUCCUGCUUUUGUUAAUGAGGAAACAAUCCGCGAGACAAUUGAAGAUGUAGGAUUUGAAGCCAAACUGAUUAAAGAAGAGAUGAGUGAAAGAUCCAAUCAAGUGUGCCGGAUUCACAUAAAAGGAAUGACUUGCACUUCUUGUUCGACAACUGUUGAAUCUGUUUUGCAAGCCAUACCUGGUGUGCGAAAAGCACAAGUUGCUUUAGCAACUGAAGAAGCUGAAGUCCAUUAUGAUCCUAAUAUCUUGAGCUACACUAGAAUCUUGGAAGCCGUAGAAGAUACUAGCUUUGAAGCCAUACUUAUCAGCUCUGGUGAGCAUAGUAGCAAAAUACAACUGCUAGUUGAUGGAGUACUCGAUGAAAAUUCCGUGAGAAUAAUUGAAAUUUCUCUUCAAGCCCUUCCAGGAGUUCAAGAAAUAGAUAUCAAUCUAGAGCUAAAAAUGUUGGCAGUAUCUUACAAACCAGACGUAACAGGGCCUAGAACUUUUAUCAAUGUAAUUGAGUCUACUGGUUCAGGACGCUUCAAGGCAACAAUAUUUCCUGAAGGAGGAGGAAGAGAAGCACAUCGACAAGAGGAAAUCAAACAAUAUUACAGGUCUUUCUGUUGGAGUCUGAUUUUUACUAUCCCGGUUUUCUUAAUGUCCAUGGUCUUUAUGUAUAUUCCUGGUAUUAAGCACCUUCUAGAUAGUAAGGCUGUCAACAUGCUCAGCAUUGGAGAGAUUUUGAGGUGGAUAUUAUCUACUCCAGUGCAGUUUAUUACUGGUCGACGAUUCUAUACUGGUGCUUACAAAGCGUUACGCAAUGGCUCUGCAAAUAUGGAUGUUUUGAUUGCCCUGGGAACAAAUGCUGCCUAUUUUUAUUCAGUCUAUUCAGUGCUGAGAGCAGCUACUUCUCCUAAUUUUCAGUCAACUGAUUUCUUUGAGACCAGUGCAAUGCUCAUAUCGUUCAUUCUACUUGGAAAGUAUCUUGAGGUCUUGACCAAGGGAAAGACAUCCGAAGCCAUUGCGAAGCUCAUGAACUUGGCUCCCGAGACUGCAACCUUGUUAACCCUGGACAGUAUAGGAAAUGUAAUAAGUGAGGAAGAAAUAGAUAGUCGACUGAUACAAAAGAAUGACAUCAUUAAGAUCAUUCCUGGUGCAAAAGUAGCUUGUGAUGGAUUUGUCAUCUGGGGACAAAGUCAUGUAAACGAGAGCAUGAUAACUGGAGAAUCCAGGCCAGUGGCGAAAAGGAAGGGUGACACUGUGAUUGGAGGAACUGUGAAUGAGAAUGGGCUAUUACACAUUAACGCAACAAGGGUUGGAUCAGAGAGCGCUCUUUCACAAAUCGUUCGACUAGUUGAAUCAGCCCAAAUGGCCAAAGCUCCUGUUCAGAAAUUUGCUGAUCGUAUUUCCAAAUUCUUCGUGCCUCUUGUUAUAAUUCUUUCAUUUGCAACUUGGCUUGCCUGGUUUUUGGCCGGAAAGUUGAAUGGUUAUCCCAAAUCCUGGAUUCCUUCUUCUAUGGAUAGCUUUCAGCUUGCACUGCAAUUUGGAAUUUCGGUCAUGGUCAUAGCCUGCCCAUGCGCACUUGGCCUUGCUACUCCAACAGCUGUUAUGGUUGGUACUGGAGUUGGUGCUUCUCAAGGUGUCCUGAUUAAAGGUGGUCAGGCAUUAGAAAGAACUCAUAAGGUGAACUGCAUUGUUUUUGACAAGACAGGGACUCUUACAAUUGGCAAGCCAGUGAUUGUCAGCACAAGGUUCUUAAAAAAUAUGGUACUUCGAGAAUUCUAUGAACUGGUUGCUGCUGCUGAGGUGAACAGCGAACACCCCUUAGCCAAGGCCGUUGUUGAGUAUGCCAAAAAGUUCAGACAAGAGGAAGAGAACCCUGUCUGGCCCGAAGCCCAGGACUUUGAAUCAAUCACUGGUCAAGUGACUGGUGACAAUUGGGGAACUGCAAAAUCUAUUGCCAAGGAAGUCGGGAUAGAUACUGUAAUCGCUGAAGCUGAACCUGAGCAUAAAGCAGAGAAAGUUAAAGAACUACAGGCUGAAGGCAAUAUUGUGGCAAUGGUGGGAGAUGGAAUAAAUGAUUCACCUGCACUUGUAGCUGCAGAUGUUGGAAUGGCAAUCGGCGCAGGCACUGACAUUGCAAUCGAGGCAGCUGACAUUGUUCUAAUGAAGAGUAAUUUAGAGGAUGUUAUAACUGCCAUAGACCUUUCAAGAACAACUUUUUUCAGAAUCCGUCUUAACUACGUUUGGGCAUUGGGUUACAAUAUCCUUGGAAUUCCAAUAGCUGCUGGGACCCUUUUUCCGUCCACUGGAUUCCGCUUACCACCAUGGAUUGCUGGAGCAGCAAUGGCCGCCUCCUCCGUGAGUGUUGUUUGCUGCUCUCUUUUGUUGAAGAAUUACAAAAGGCCAAAGAAGCUGGAUGCGCUUGAGAUAAGAGAAAUAACUGUCGAGUAG